UCAGUUAUCCACUGAACUCAAUAAAACAGAAUCUGGAUCAACUUCCAAACGUCAGAAGUCACUUUUAAUAUGUGUCGUUUGUGAUGAUGGUGCCCAUGGUUAUAAUUUUGAUGCAAUAUCAUGUUAUUCAUGUAAAGCAUUUUUUCGCCGAAAUGCCUUACAACGACAAAAGCUAAAAUGUCGUCGUAAUGAUGGUCACUGCGAUGUGAGAUUUAAUAUUAAAAAGCGAUGUAAAAAAUGUCGCCUUGAGAAAUGUAUUGAACAAGGGAUGCGAAAAGAAUGGAUUCUAACGGAUAAAGAGGAAGAUAAAAGUGCUAAAAUUGAAGGAAAUCGUUGUCUCAAACAGAUUCAAGAUGAUCAUCGAUCGAAUAAAAAUCACUCAAAAAUUGACAAUCUUUCAUCUAUAGAUUUAUCAUCAUUAUCUAAUAAUCAAUCAUAUCUAAAUGAAUUUGAUUGGUUAAGAAUCCGAUUAAUUCAAGAUUAUUUUACAGAAGCUGUAAAACUAAAUGAAAUAACUGGCAUAUCAUCAAAUCUUUCAACACAAUCAAUUACAACCACAUUAGAAUUAUUUCAUAUGCCAAUUCAUAUAACAUCGAUGCGUCUUAUUAGUUAUUUAAAACAAAUCAAUGAAUUUCAACAAUUAAAACAAGAAGAUCAAGCUUAUUUAAUUAAACUAAAUUUAUUACCACUAUGUUUUUUUCAUUUAAUAUUUAUUCAUGAUCCAAGAACAGAUCUUUAUUACGAACCAAAUACAAAAGAUCCACAUUUUUCUGGCAAAGAUUGGAGCAAAACAUUAAAUAAACAAUUUCAUAUUGAAAUGAAACAAUUACGAAAUGAUAUCAUUGAUAUAUUUCAACUAGAUGAUAUUGUUAUAAAAUUAUUCCUUUUAAUUUUUGCUUUUUCAAAUCAAAUCUCACUAAAUCAAUCAUCUGAAUGUGUAUUAAUAGAUAUUAAUGUGCUAGAUAUAUUCAAAGCACAAAAUAUCUUUAUUGAUUUAGCAUAUAAA
This is a messenger RNA of Adineta steineri, 1006 nucleotides long. The record is from the annotation of a GenBank genome assembly. NCBI's taxonomy places the organism in Eukaryota, Metazoa, Rotifera, Eurotatoria, Adinetida, Adinetidae.